Thalassophryne amazonica is the source of this 2984-nucleotide messenger RNA. RefSeq names its product carnitine O-palmitoyltransferase 1, liver isoform-like. The record is from RefSeq and is a predicted model, not a curated record. The transcript is spliced from 19 exons. NCBI's taxonomy places the organism in Eukaryota, Metazoa, Chordata, Actinopteri, Batrachoidiformes, Batrachoididae. The coding region runs from base 97 to 2454 and encodes 785 amino acids. Gene Ontology annotation, cellular component: mitochondrion. Gene Ontology annotation, molecular function: carnitine O-palmitoyltransferase activity. Gene Ontology annotation, biological process: carnitine metabolic process; fatty acid metabolic process.
ACAGACAACCGAGCCGCUGCUGCUGCGGCGCUUCACCGACGUCGGAAGUUGCACUUGGUUCUUUGUGGAAAUUUCUGUUGUGAAAAAGCAGUAAAUAUGGCAGAAGCUCACCAGGCGGUGGCGUUCCAGUUCACAGUCACCCCAGAGGGCAUUGAUCUGCAGCUGUCCCACCAGGCGCUCACUGAGAUCUACCUGUCUGGGCUUCGCUCCUGGAAGAAGCGAAUCAUCAGACUCAAAAACAGCGUGAUAACUGGAGUUUAUCCUGCUAGUCCUUCUUCUUGGCUAUUUGUGGUCAUUGCAAUCCUGGCUACUAUGUACACUCGCUCUGAUCCCUCCAUGGGCCUUAUAGCCAAGAUACAGGAACACCUACCAGUCAGCCACUCUAUGAGCACCCAGUGCCAGGCUGUGGUGUCGGCCGUGCUCUUCAGCACCAUGUUAUGGCUCUUACUCAUCUUCACCAUGCGACUCUGUCUCAAGCAGCUCCUCUCCUACCACCGUUGGAUGUUUGAGCAGCACGGCAAGAUGUCGAAUACCACCAAAGUCUGGGUGGCACUGGUGCGGAUCUUUUCUGGCAGAAAGCCUCUGCUCUACAGCUACCAGGGUUCGUUGCCAAACCUGCCUGUGCCCACUGUCAAGGACACCGUCAAGAGGUACUUGGAGUCGGUGCGUCCUCUCAUGGAUGAUGCUGAGUUUGAACGCAUGACCAACCUGGCGACAGAAUUUGAAAACACUGUCGGUAAACGACUGCAGUGGUACCUCAAAAUCAAAGCUCUCUGGGCCUCCAACUAUGUUAGUGACUGGUGGGAGGAAUACGUCUACCUACGUGGACGGAGCCCUAUCAUGGUCAACAGCAACUACUAUGGCAUGGACUUCCUGUAUGUGACACCUACACCCAUCCAGGCGGCCAGAGCAGGCAACACCAUUCAUGCUUGUUUACUGUAUCGCCGUAAACUCAACAGAGAAGAGCUGAAGCCUAGUCGUAUCCCAGGCACGGUCAUUCCCCUGUGUGCAGCUCAGUGUGAGAGGAUGUUCAACACCACACGCACUCCUGGAGUGGAGACCGACACGGUGCAGCAUUGGCAGGACAGCGCCUACGUCGUAGUGUACCACAGGGGGCGCUACUAUCGGCUGUGGGUGUACCAGGCUGGGAGGAUGCUGUGCCCCAGGGAGAUUGAAUUCCAGAUUCAGAGGAUUUUGGAUGACCCUUCACCUCCAUCAAAAGGAGAGGCGAAACUUGGGGCACUGACUGCUGGAGACAGAAUUCCAUGGGCUAAGGCCAGGAGAGAAUAUUUUAGAAGUGGAGUCAACAAACGCUCUCUGGACUGCAUAGAGAAAGCUGCCUUCUUUGUCACCCUGGACGAUGAUGAACAGGGCAUGAUGGGAGAUGACCCAGCUGCUAGCUUAGAUCGCUACGCCAAGGCUCUGCUGCAUGGCAAAUGUUACGACAGGUGGUUUGACAAGUCCUUCUCAUUCGUGAUUUUUAAGAACGGAAAGAACGGUAUAAACGCAGAGCACUCAUGGGCUGAUGCACCAGUGCUGGCACACCUCUGGGAGUUUGUACUAGCCACUGACAGCUUCCAGCUUGGUUACAACGCAGAGGGUCACUGCAAAGGAGAAGUGGAUUCAUCACUGCCACACCCACAGAAACUCAACUGGGAAAUAUCUACAGAAUGUCAGGAGCAGAUCUCUGGGUCUCUGGCUGUGGCCCAGGCUCUGGCUGACGACGUGGACUUCCAUGUUUUCUCCUUCCGAGAGUUUGGCAAAGGCCGGGUCAAAAAGUGCCGCGUCAGCCCGGACGCCUUCAUUCAGGUGGCUCUUCAGCUGGCCUACUACAGGACUCGGAGGACGUUCUGCCUCACAUAUGAAGCCUGCAUGACCCGUCUGUUCAGAGAAGGCAGAACUGAAACCGUUCGGUCCUGCACCAGCGAGAUCAGUGCCUUUGUGCACGCCCUGGAGGGCGGAGAGACGGCAGAUAUCUGCAGGCGUUUGUUUUGCACGGCGUCAGAAAAGCACCAGCACCUCUACCGCAUGGCCAUGACCGGCGCCGGCAUCGACAGACACCUCUUCUGUCUUUAUGUGGUGUCCAAAUACCUCGGCGUGGAGUCUCCCUUCUUGAAAGAGGUGCUGUCAGAGCCGUGGCGACUGUCCACCAGUCAGACUCCAAUCCAGCAGGUGGAGCUGUUUGACCUGGUCAACCACCCAGAAUACAUCUCCUGUGGCGGGGGCUUUGGACCAGUGGCUGAUGAUGGUUAUGGGGUGUCCUACAGCGUCGUGGGAGAGAACAUGUUUAACUUCCACAUCUCCUGCAAGCACUCCUGUCCAGAUACUGAUGCUCAUAAGUUUGGAGGUCAGAUCAGAAAAGCUCUGCAUGACCUGAUCCAGCUGCUGAGCCCAAACCAAAGCCAAUCCAAGAACACGGAGCAGAACCGACCCGAGGUCAAGAAAGACCUGUAGGCAGCCGCGCGGACGGACCGGGAUUCUUAAGGGAGGACAUUCAACAUUUCACAUGACUGAAUAAGGUGUUAAGGGAAGCCAGGCAUCUCCUCGUGCAUAGGGAGAGUUUUAUCGGUAGUUUUGAUAAUGAAGCAGAUGACUCUAGGAACUUUUCGUAAUUUAACAGAAUAACAAACACAGUACUAUUUAUUGGACCAGUUUUGUGUUGCAACAUUGUAGUCAUGAUGCCAAAUUUGCCAAACAUUUAAUUAUAUGAGGGUUAUUUGUUUUAAGAAGGAUAAUUACACCAAAGUUUGGUGAGGAAUUUCUAACCCAACUUUAUUUCAGGGACUGAUUUAUAAUAAUUACUGUAAAUUGUGAUGCCAUGAAGCCAGUUUGUUAGAUUUUUUUUUUUUUUUUUUUUUGAAGAUGCAGCAUUGCUGAAACAGUGACACCAGGCAUUAUUUUUGGUCUUCCCACAUUGUUAUUGUGACUCUGCUUUCUACAGCACCAUGAUUGUAAUGUUCUGUUGUUUGGAAGUGACUCUUUCA